AUGAAAUUAAUAUCAACAUUAAUUUGUUGGUUUUGUAUUCCAUAUUUAUUUACUUAUGAAUCAUUUAAUGAAAUUUUUAAUAAUCUUGAAAAUAUUUCAUCAAAAAUUAAAUGUUUUAUUUUAUCAAUAUUUAUACCAUUUCAUUAUUUAUUCAUUUUUAUAUUAUGUGUUAUUUGUUCUAGUUUUAUUGGAAUUUGUUGGAUUAUUGAAAGAUUAAUUAAAAUAUUUAUUUCAACUAUUAAAUCAUUUAAUAAUUAUGGAUUUUAUUAUAUUAUGGAUUAUUAUUGGAUUAUUAUUAUAAGAUUAUUUCUUGAUUUAUAUUGGCAUUUUGGGUUAAAGUUGGAUGGUUUGAUUUAUGUUUCAUUUAAUGUUGAUAUUUAUAAUUAUAAAAAGCAUGUAUCAGGCAAAGUGGAUGAUAUCAUAAUUUUAUAUGAUUAUUGGCAUAAUAUGAAUUUGAGCAAUCGUAAAAGAUGUGAUUUCUAA
Molecule: messenger RNA, 483 nt
Organism: Rhizophagus irregularis DAOM 181602=DAOM 197198
Lineage: Eukaryota; Fungi; Glomeromycota; Glomeromycetes; Glomerales; Glomeraceae
Source: RefSeq, a predicted model, not a curated record